GGUAUAUACGUCAGAAUAUUGCUAGCCAGGUUGAUCUUUGCAGUUCGACCGUCCACAGUUACGCCAACUCUAUCAGAAAGAAGAGCCGUCUUUGCUGACACCUAACGUUGGUCGAGAAUCGCAACAAGAAAACCACCGCUGCUCUCGAUGUGAACGCUUGUCGCAAAGGAUUUGGAAAGCCAGACUUACAUUUGCUAGCUAGCUAGCUACCUUUAGCCAAAGAGCUAACGGAUAGAAUAUAUGUUGACCAGGAUAAUGAUUUAACAACAGUAACAACAGCUGUCAUCAUGAAUCUACGGGGAUUCUUCCAAGAUUUCAACCCAAGUAAGUUCCUGAUUUACGCGUGCCUGCUGCUGUUCUCGGUGCUGCUCGCCUUGCGGCUGGACGGGGUGAUCCAGUGGAGCUACUGGGCCGUGUUCAGCCCCAUCUGGCUCUGGAAGCUCAUGGUCAUUAUAGGAGCCGCCGUGGGCACGGGUGUCUGGGCCCACAACCCACAGUACAGGGCGGAGGGGGAGAUGUGUGUGGAGUUCAAGGCCAUGCUGAUCGCCGUGGGGAUCCACCUGCUGCUGCUGUCCUUCGAGGUGCUGGUGUGUGACAGGGUUACCAGGGGAACGCACUUCUGGCUGCUCGUCUUCAUGCCGCUCUUCUUCGUCUCUCCCGUCUCCGUGGCAGCCUGCGUGUGGGGCUUCAGACACGACCGCUCGCUAGAGUUGGAGAUCCUGUGCUCUGUCAACAUCCUGCAGUUCAUCUUCAUCGCCCUGCGUCUGGACAGGAUCAUCAGCUGGCCCUGGCUGGUGGUGUGCGUUCCUCUCUGGAUCCUCAUGUCAUUCCUGUGCCUGGUGGUGCUGUACUACAUCGUGUGGUCCGUUCUCUUCCUGCGCUCCAUGGAUGUGAUUCCUGAGCAACGCCGCACGCACAUCACCAUGGCGAUCAGCUGGAUGACCAUCGUGGUGCCCCUGCUAACAUUCGAGAUCCUGCUGGUGCACAAGCUGGACGGUCACUACGGGUCCAGCUACGUGUCUGUGUUCGUGCCUCUGUGGGUGUCGCUGGUCACCCUCAUGGCCACCACCUUCGGACAGAAGGGAGGGAACCACUGGUGGUUUGGGAUCAGGAAGGACUUCUGCCAGUUCCUGCUGGAACUCCUCCCCUUCUUGCGUGAGUACGGCAACGUGUCGUACGACCUGCAUCACGAGGACCCCGAGGCGUCCGAGGAGAUGCCCGCUCACGAGCCUCCCAAGAUGGCGCCCAUGUUCCGCAAAAAGACGGGCGUGGUGAUCACGCAGAGCCCAGGGAAGUACUUUGUCCCGCCUCCCAAACUCUGUAUUGACAUGCCUGACUAGGCCAGCCUCGCAGCUGGCAGACUGCUGCAGACCGGUUGUAGACUGGUUCCGACGGGUUGCUGACCGGUUCAGACCGGUUUGUCUGGAUGCAGACUGCCUAAGCUGUGUGAACUGAAGCAGAGAGAGACUGCUGGGGACUGGAGAUGAGGACGAGGAUGUUGAAGAGUCAUGUCCACCUGGAGAGGAGCCGCCUUGUCACGGAACACUGAGCCCUGGUCACCUGACCCUUGCGGCAGGUCGCCAUGGCAACCACUCUGGCAAGGGAAGGAAGGGGUCUCUUCUGGGUGACCUGAUGACCAGACACAGGAAACCCGUUGAUGACACGAUGAUGUCAUGAUAUCUGUAUGUGAUUAUUGUGAUAUUCUUUUGUACUUCCAUGUGUUUAUUUCCUAGGAGAUGGAGAGUGUGUUUGUGAGAGAUAUGGAGAGAGAGAAAAUGUGUGUGGGAGAUGGAGGGAGGUAAUAUGUGUGUGUGUGUGAGAGAUGGAGGGAGGAUGUUCAAACAUAUUUUCCAAACUCUGUUCCAAACAUAUAAUGCUAGUUGGAUUGAAUGACACUAAGGUCAUGCCUGUUAAACACAUAGCUACUCUUAGAAUAUGUUUUCUAUUAAAAAAAAUCUUCACACGCAUUUUAAACACACCUUGCCCCACCCUCUCAGCUGGUCUGAGAAAACUGCUGAAACUUAAGUGAUGGGAUGUUAGCAGACGGGUGUUGGACCAAUACACUCACACUCAAACACAGUCUAACACACAUACAAUCAAAGAAACACACACCCCUGUACAUAUUUAGGGUUGCAUGUGUUUCUUCACCCUCUGUUAUCCUGCUGUUUAUACAUUCAUACUUCUGUUGCAGUAAACAUUUAUAUGCAAGUGUUCAAUGAAUGCCUGUGUAUUAAUGACUAAUAAAGUAUA
Molecule: messenger RNA, 2250 nt
Organism: Hypomesus transpacificus
Lineage: Eukaryota; Metazoa; Chordata; Actinopteri; Osmeriformes; Osmeridae
Gene: tmem185a
Product: transmembrane protein 185
Exons: 7
Coding region: 288-1340 (350 amino acids)
Source: RefSeq, a predicted model, not a curated record